AUGAUGACCAGCCUGUUUCGGCGCAGCGCCAGCAGCAAUGGCAAUCACAGCUCGAGGGCUAACGGUAAUGGAGGAUCCGAGCUCAAUAACAGCAAGUCUUCUCGACAGCACGUCCGACGGUUGGAGUUCAACCAGGCCAUGGAUGACUUCAAGACCAUGUUUCCAAGCAUGGACCACGAGGUGAUUGAGUGUGUCCUGCGUGCCAAUAAUGGUGCUGUGGACUCCACCAUUGACCAGCUCCUGCAGAUGAGUUUGGAUGGACAAGGCACAGACGACAGCUCCGACUCGGACGACAGCAUUCCUCCAGAGAUCUUGGAAAGGACGUUAGAGCCGGACAGCUCAGAUGAAGAACCCCCACCUGUUUACUCUCCACCCUCUUACGAGAUGCACAUCUUUGACAGGAAGCACCCGGCUGAUGUGCCGCCGUUCCCUCCUCCCAGGUUUGAUGCCAAUCCUCCAACCGGGCAUCAGCAGAUCAGCAGCUACAGGAACUGGAACCCUCCGUUACUAGGCAACCUCCCUGAUGACUUCCUGCGGAUCCUGCCCCAGCAGCUCGACAGUCUGCAGCGUUCUCAGAGCAGCCUGUCCCAGCCUUCCUCGUCGUCAUCGUCCUCACUGUCCUCUCUGACGCAGUAUUCAGCCUCGGAGCAGGACAGAAAGCUGAAGCAGUACCUGGAGGACGAGCGCAUCGCCCUUUUCCUGCAGAACGAGGAGUUCAUGAGGGAGCUGCAGCGCAACCGUGACUUCCUCAUCGCUCUGGAGAGAGAUCGUCAGAGGUAUGCGUCUCUGAAAUCCCAGCGCUCUCAUUCAUCCACUUGCAUGGAGAGUUCCACUGAAGGUGAUCACAACACCUCAGGCUCUGAAGAAGCCUGCACCUCCAUCUCAGAUGAUGCCUUGUUCCGUGACAAACUCAAGCACAUGGGCAAAUCUACAAGGAAGAAGCUUUUCGAAAUCGCAAAAUCUUUCUCUGAAAAAACUCGCCGGAGGAAGACCAAAAAGAGGGCUCUCCUCAAGCAUCACUCACUCACCACUGCAGCCUCCACUGCCAACCUUCUGGAGGAUGUAGAGGGACUUACAGCAGAAGAUGAAGGCAAGCUCAAAAGAUCGGGUGCUCAGGAAACAGAAGAGUCCAACAAGGAAGUGGCGUCAUGCCGAAAUAAUGGGGGCAGAGAGGAAGCAGGAUUCAGCUGGAGCUAUGGAGACACAGUCAGUAAAGGACAGAUGGAGUGGGUGCAGAGCUCGGAGAAUGACUCAGCGUUGAGAUGGGAGUGUUUAACAUGGAAGAACAUCACACCUUCAGGAGCAUGA
Neoarius graeffei (lesser salmon catfish) is the source of this 1308-nucleotide messenger RNA. It is a transcript of the gene cuedc1a, whose product is annotated as CUE domain containing 1a. The transcript has 11 exons. The coding region runs from base 1 to 1308 and encodes 435 amino acids. The record is from RefSeq and is a predicted model, not a curated record. Gene Ontology annotation, molecular function: ubiquitin binding. Lineage: Eukaryota; Metazoa; Chordata; Actinopteri; Siluriformes; Ariidae.